UUCACCACUCGUUAUUCACAGUUUUCAAACAAUCGUUGUGACCGUCAGAAAUGCUGGGGAUCGCAGGGGGCUUUUUGAUUCCAUACUAAAAUGGAUAACAUAACCUAUUUAAAUUCUAAUUAACUUAUUGUUAAACUAGUCAAACGUUACUAAGAUUUCUUCACAAAUUUCUAAAGUCCAUAAUUUUAAGAUUAUUGCAUGUUAUUAUAGUAAAGUAUCAUAUUUUUCGCAAUGUUUAAAAAGUUCGAUGAAAAAGAUAGUGUAUCUAGUGUACAACAAUUAAAAUCCUCUGUACAAAAAGGUAUUCGUUCCAAACUUUUAGAGCUGUAUCCAUUGUUAGACAAAUAUAUAGAUCAAAUAAUUCCUAAAAAGGAUUCGUUUAGAUUUGUUAAAUGUCAUGAUCAUAUUGAAAUUUUGGUGAACAGUGCUGGAGAUUUACUCUUUUUCCGACAACGAGAAAGUCUAUGGAUGCCAACGUUGAAACUUCUUCAUAAAUAUCCAUUUAUGCUACCUCUUCAACAAGUGGAUAAAGGAGCAAUCAAAUUCGUUCUUAGUGGUGCAAAUAUAAUGUGUCCUGGAUUAACAUCGAAAGGUGCCCGUAUGACUUCUGUUGAAAAAGGAGCAAUUGUCGCUGUGAUGGCAGAAGGAAAACACCAUGCAUUAGCUGUUGGAAUAACAACUUUAUCGACAGAUGAAAUAGCACACGUUAAUAAAGGUAUUGGUAUAGAGAAUUGUCAUUAUCUUAACGAUGGGCUAUGGCAAAUGAAACCUGUGAAGUAAUACACUCUUAUGCCACUAAAAUUAUAAAUAAAUGAAAUUUUUACUUUUAAAACUUGAUGUUUAUUUAUUGAAACUUUGCGAUAGCAAUCGAUAAAUUGCCUCAUUCAUAUUUUACAUGUCAAUAAAAAUUUAAGAACU
This is a messenger RNA of Ceratosolen solmsi marchali, 918 nucleotides long. It is a transcript of the gene MCTS1, whose product is annotated as malignant T-cell-amplified sequence 1 homolog. The transcript is spliced from 6 exons. Lineage: Eukaryota; Metazoa; Arthropoda; Insecta; Hymenoptera; Agaonidae. Gene Ontology annotation, molecular function: RNA binding. Bases 232 to 780 code for a protein of 182 amino acids. The record is from RefSeq and is a predicted model, not a curated record. Gene Ontology annotation, biological process: formation of translation preinitiation complex.